This is a messenger RNA of Hemibagrus wyckioides, 2840 nucleotides long. RefSeq names its product macrophage erythroblast attacher, E3 ubiquitin ligase (gene maea). The record is from RefSeq and is a predicted model, not a curated record. NCBI's taxonomy places the organism in Eukaryota, Metazoa, Chordata, Actinopteri, Siluriformes, Bagridae. Gene Ontology annotation, cellular component: nucleus; cytoplasm; GID complex. The coding region runs from base 66 to 1259 and encodes 397 amino acids. The transcript has 9 exons. Gene Ontology annotation, molecular function: protein binding; ubiquitin protein ligase activity. Gene Ontology annotation, biological process: proteasome-mediated ubiquitin-dependent protein catabolic process.
AGCGUAGCUGUCACUAGCGCCCUGAUUUUGCUCUGCGCAUGCGCAGCAUUUCCCCCUAAACCAAGAUGGCGGUGCAAGAAACAGCUGCUCAACUCUCUAUGGCUCUUAAGGUUCAAGAAUAUCCAACUUUGAAGGUUCCUUAUGAGACCUUAAACAAGCGCUUCCGUGCAGCACAGAAGAACAUCGACCGUGAGACGAGUCACGUGACCAUGGUGGUGGCCGAGCUGGAGAAGACCCUGAGCAGCUCCUUCCCUGUAGUGGACUCCGUAGUCUCCUUGCUGGACGGCGUGGUGGAGAAGUUAAGCGCGCUCAAACGGAAGGCAGCAGAAUCGAUCCAGGCCGAGGAUGAGAGCGCUAAACUCUGUAAGCGGCGUAUUGAACACCUGAAGGAGCACAGCAGCGACCAACCGGCUAACGUGAGCGUGUGGAAGAGGAAGCGCAUGGACCGCAUGAUGGUGGAGCACCUGCUACGCUGCGGCUACUACAACACCGCCGUUAAGCUAGCCAAACAAAGCGGCAUCGAGGAUUUGGUCAACAUUGAGAUGUUCCUCACUGCAAAAGAAGUAGAGGAAUCACUUGAAAGGCAGGAAACAGCCACUUGCUUGGCCUGGUGCCAUGACAACAAGUCUCGUCUGAGGAAGAUGAAGAGCUGUCUGGAGUUCAGUUUAAGGAUCCAGGAAUUUAUUGAGCUCAUUCGACAGAACAAACGCAUGGACGCAGUACGACAUGCGAGGAAACAUUUCAGCCAAGCAGAAGGCGGGCAGCUGGAUGAGGUUCGGCAGGUGAUGGGCAUGCUGGCAUUUCCUUCUGACACUCACAUUUCCCCAUACAAGGACCUUCUGGAUCCAGGCCGCUGGAAAAUGCUAAUCCAGCAAUUCAGAUAUGACAAUUACCGAUUACACCAGCUGGGGAACAACUCUGUGUUCACCAUCACUCUGCAGGCAGGGCUGUCUGCCAUCAAAACCCCACAGUGUUACAAAGAGGAUGGUUCCUCUAAAAACCCAGACUGUCCAGUAUGCAGCAAGUCCCUGAACAAGCUGGCUCAGCCUCUUCCCAUGGCCCACUGCGCAAACUCUCGCCUGGUGUGUAAAAUCUCCGGCGAGGUCAUGAACGAGAACAACCCACCCAUGAUGCUGCCUAAUGGCUAUGUUUAUGGCUAUAAUUCUCUCCUGUCUAUUCGCCAAGACGACAAGGUGGUGUGCCCCAGAACCAAAGAAGUCUUCAACUUCUCCCAAGCUGAGAAGGUGUACAUCAUGUGAUGAGGCCUCCAGAGCAUAGUUCAAGCUUUUCUUUUUUUUUCUUUCCGAAAUAAUACCACCACCACCACCACCCUGGGCUCGAUGAAUUCUUAAACGAUGAAACCUGUAGUCUGAAGGCCUCCGUCUCUCAGCCAGUGUUCCAUGAGACUGAGUUCAGUUGCCCUCUGCCAAACCUUUCCAGAGAAAAAAAGGUUUCUAGUCCACUGGAGGUUUUUACUAUACAUCCCAAUGGUGAAAAUAAAGAAGAACAAGACAUCAUUUCCAAAAAAAAAGGUUGAUAUUACAGCAUUUUCCUUUUACUGGCUUCUUGACAGUUGUGUGACGACAAAAAGACAUGGCUCCACAUCAUAUAUCUGAGAGCUUCUGCAUUAUUAGUGUGCUUAAAAAAUGACCGUUCUUUUUAAUCAAAGGUGCCCAUGUUAUUUUUUAGACCAAAGUGUUUAGAGCAUAAUAGGGUCCACUUUCUAAUAACUUGCCUGAGCACCUGUAAAAUCUGUUACCACAUAUGGUUAGAGAACCCUGGCACAUUUUCUCUCUCUCUCUCUCUCUCUCACACACACACACACACACACUCACUGCCGUCGCAGUUACCUUAUAGAAAGUGUAGUAGCGUCAGUGGCAAUACUUCGCACAUGAUUCUCAGUUGAUGUAACUAGGUGUAGAAAGACAUUGCAGUUUGUUGAUAGCUAUUUGUGAAGGGUUGUUAUUAGACUUAAACUUUCCAUCACAUGCCGUGUUUUUCAACAGGUCCAUCAUUACGAUACAGACUACUCGUGUAAAUGACCGACAUCUAGCUUGAUGGGUCAAGUGUAGCAGGAUUUUAUUGUGACUACGUCUAAGGUUUGUGUGAGGAAGCGUGUUAUCGUCCAAAAUAUCCGAACUCAUGCCAGAUUUAGUGGUGUUUUGGGAAUGCAUUGUUUAAGAGGUGUGCACUAUGUGGUGUUGUUUUUUUUAAAUCCCACGCCCCCGUCUGCUCUGAAAGACCGAUCCUGUAUUGCACAAGUGCAGCAGUAUGUUCAUUUUACCCUGAAUCUAGAGAUUCGAGUAAUUUGCAUCACAGCUACCCUACCCAGGAUAAAGCAGGUAUAAUGAAACUCAACGUCCAGUACACUUGCUAGGUAGUUUUUGUUCCCCCAUUGAGCGGGUCUCGCUGCACACCUCAGCAUUCCUUCACCGAAGCAGCCUGUAGUAUCAAAAUCUCAGGUUAGAUUGACAACGUACAUGCUACACCAUAAAGCCUGUCUCACUGUGUCUCCAUACCUCACAAGACCCUGAUUUGUUACUUCCCAUUUCCAGGAAAAGAAAAAAAAUAGACUUGUCUUCCUAUUUUGUGUUACGUCUUAAAGGUAAGGGCUACAUAGGUUUGGGAUUGAUAAGGUCUUAACCACUUUAUGUGAUUUUAAAAAAAUAUAUAUAUGCUUCAGAUAAUCAUAAGCAUUUUUCCGGCGAAGCACUAAAUAGUUUUUUGUCAUUGUUCAAGCACACAUUUUCUAUUUUAGACUCCAUACCAGUCAGAUUUUCCCAGUCAGAUAGAGGUUAGGUCGCCUAUGAGCACCUUUUUUUUUUUUUUUUUUUUUUUAA